Morchella importuna is the source of this 321-nucleotide messenger RNA. RefSeq lists its product as uncharacterized. Lineage: Eukaryota; Fungi; Ascomycota; Pezizomycetes; Pezizales; Morchellaceae. Bases 1 to 321 code for a protein of 106 amino acids. The transcript has a single exon. The record is from RefSeq and is a predicted model, not a curated record.
AUGGAUCUCAUCUAUAUCAUAGAAAGAGAGUAUGAUGUUAAUAUUCACAUAGAACUUUCGCGAUACCAAACGCCGAGGAUGCCGAGAGCGCCGGUUCAAAUGGCAAUCCAGAUCCAGAAGGUGUCGCGGAUGCAUCCAGUUGGUCAGAUAGGGAUUCUGGAGCGGAUGCAGGGCCCUGUCGGGUCAGCCAAAGCUUGCUUUGAGGAAGCCCGAGACCUAGCAAGGGCAAUACUGGAUGUAAAUCCAUACAAUUCGGGUCAUGGGAAAACCACUGCCGCUUGGGAUGAGGUACUCAAGAGACUGAAUGAAUCUAAGAAGUAA